Molecule: messenger RNA, 1022 nt
Organism: Pocillopora verrucosa
Lineage: Eukaryota; Metazoa; Cnidaria; Anthozoa; Scleractinia; Pocilloporidae
Product: cathepsin Z-like
Cellular component (GO): lysosome
Molecular function (GO): cysteine-type endopeptidase activity
Source: RefSeq, a predicted model, not a curated record
AGAAUGGGAUUUUACAGCAGUGAGGUUUAUUCCGACCUUGUAUAAGACAUUUUAGCUGUUAAAACGUUGCGGUAAGGAGCCACGGUAUUUCUUGCAAGAAUGAAGUUUCUUUUCGGGUACUUAACCUUCUUGGGACUUACUUUGGCUAUCGGAAGUUCUGCCGCUAAAGAUUUCCAGACCUGCUACAGCCCAAGUUUUGACGAAGGCAUAGAGGAAGUCAUCAAGACUCCCCGGCCACAUGAGUACCUUACUGCCGAUUCAAUUCCAAAACAGUGGGAUUUGAGAGACAUUCCCGGGAAAGGUAACCUGGCCAGUGUGACACGGAAUCAACACAUUCCCCAAUAUUGUGGCUCCUGUUGGGCUUUUGGAUCAACCAGUUCAAUAUCAGACAGAAUCAACAUCCUACGCAAGGGAAAGUGGCCAAGUAACCUCCUGUCAGUCCAGAAUGUCAUAGAUUGCGGGAAAGCUGGCAGCUGCAGAGGUGGUGGUUCACUGAGUGUGUAUCGUUACGCUCAUGAACAUGGUAUACCAGAUGAAACGUGUAACAAUUAUCAAGCCAAAGACCAGAUAUGCACGCCAUUCAAUCAGUGUGGAACCUGUACCCCUCAAAAAUGCUAUGCUAUAAAAAACUACACCUUGUGGAGAGUCAGUGAAUACGGCUUUGUAAGAGGACGUGAGGAGAUGAAGGCCGAAAUUUACGCUCGGGGCCCUAUUUCCUGUGCUAUCAUGGCGACUAAAACCUUUGAAAAUAAGUAUCAAGGAGGAAUCUACAAAGAAUACAAUAAAUUCCUAAAGUUAAACCACUGUGUGUCAGUCGCUGGCUGGGGUGUUGAAAAUGGUACAGAAUACUGGAUUGUGCGCAAUUCCUGGGGCGUGCCCUGGGGAGAGAGAGGCUGGUUUAGAAUCGUAACAUCCAGUUACCAAGGUGGAUGCCGGGGAGACUACAACCUGGGCAUCGAAACAGAAUGUGCAUUCGCCGUUCCGAUUGUAGAAGAGUACGACAUAUAAGAAGAUAUCACAGU